Messenger RNA from Achroia grisella, 2138 nucleotides. RefSeq lists its product as uncharacterized. Gene Ontology annotation, biological process: proteolysis. The transcript is spliced from 8 exons. Gene Ontology annotation, molecular function: serine-type endopeptidase activity. The record is from RefSeq and is a predicted model, not a curated record. Lineage: Eukaryota; Metazoa; Arthropoda; Insecta; Lepidoptera; Pyralidae. Bases 1 to 2118 code for a protein of 705 amino acids.
AUGCACGCAUUCAUAUUUUUGGUAUUUGCCACAAAAAUUUCAUUAGCUCAAAUAAGUGGUGAGUUUUGGUGGUUGAAUGAUAAAGUGGCCAAGUUAAAAGGAAAGGAAGCUCCACCACCCAAAUUUGAAGAUAUAAGUGAAUUUGAUACUGAUGAGUCAGAUAAAAUUGUAUUCAAAGAUAAUUACGACGAAAGCUGGAAACCAAUAAUACCGACGAUUGAAAAUAAAAAUAUAACAAAAAAUGAAAAGUGGAAAAUAGAUAAUAAUUUUAAGAAUGAAAAUACAAUAUUUUGGCCCAGUGAUGAUAAGUACAAGAAAAAUCUCAAACUGAAUACCACCAUAUUCACAGUUAGUAAUGAAUCAAAAAAUAACGAUGAGCUUAACUUUCACUUUCCUGAAGAAAAAAAUGUAUGGAAAAAUGUGCUCGACAAAAAGAAAAUGCCAAUGGUUUCCAUGCCAGAAAAGGCUAAUAGAAACAUAUCUGAUGACAUACAAUUCAAUACAAACAAUAAAAUAGUACCGUACACGGAAAAUAUCUGCUCAUAUAUGAAGAAAAAUGAAUGUUACCGCAAAAAUGGACUCAUUUAUAAACGAACCCUAAAUAAAUCUGAAAACGACUUCCAAUUGAUCUGUUGUAUAUUGCCAUUGAAUCAAGGCCCAUCAAAAAUUAUAUUUCCCGACACAACUUCAAGACAUAACAAACGAAAUAAAAGAUCUGCUAAAGACAGUGCAAAUGAAGCAUUAAACCAAAAAAACUUUUUAUUACGACAUAAAUAUACACAAUUUACUAAUAUUAAAAAAAACAAACAGCAAAGAAAAAUUCUCAUAGAUGAUGAUUACGAGGAUCCGUAUUGGAAUAUAAAGAACAGACGCCCAAAAUAUCCAAACACUUCAAUGAAACCCGUAAACUUAAAAAAUAAUUGUCAUAAUGAGGAUAACGUGGAAGAUUAUAUUGUAGAAUUACCAAAACCUGGACUUUUAGGGAUAUAUCAUGACGAUGGACGUCCUUUUGGUUGGACUAAUUAUAAUAAUAGGCCAUCUUAUGAAGACUCUGUCGACGACUAUGAAUAUGAUGAUGAGCCUGGUUAUUCUAGUACUAUAGAUCCAAGACGAAGUACUUCAGCGAGUAUUCCCAAACGUGGAAAACCACUAAAAAUUUCAACACCAAACGAACCCCAAUAUAACCCUGAAAGUCAAACUGUCAGUUACCAAUCUAAUCCCGAUUUCCAAGUGUUACAAGGUUUCAAACUCCUAAAUUUAGCCAGAAAUAAAAACAAGUUUUACUCAAACAAUCUGAAAAAAAGUACGACUGAGAGUUUCGUCGACAAAGUUAGCGAAGAAUCGUUAAUUAUAGAGUCUAACACGGAUAAUGGCAAUGCGGAUUUUAUACAGAGGCAAAAGUUCAAGAGUUGUGGAAAAGUGUUAAUUACGCUUAACGAUUUAAAUGAACAACAUAUGGGAAACGCCGAGAAUGGUUCACAUCCUUGGCUCGCUUUGGUAGUUCUUACAAAGCAACGACAGGGAAUUCUAUGCUACGCUUCUAUUAUUCAUCCUCGAGCUGCCAUAACCUCAGCGGAUUGUGUCUAUAGAAGAAAAUCUGGGGAUAUUACUAUAGUUACAGGAGUAUGGGACUUAAAAGACAGAUCACGUGCGCAAAAUCGAGUCACUACUUCAAUUAUACAUCCCCAAUAUAAACCUGAUGAUUUAAACCACAAUAUUGCAUUAAUGCAUUGGACGCAACCUUUGCGUUUAAAUACCAAUGUGCAGCCGGCUUGUCUCGGAGACUCACGCUCUGACCAUGACUGUAAAAUAUUCGGAUGGGGCGGAUUUGAUCAAGCAAUUCGUACCCUCUCACGUUGGCAACGGGCUUCCAUUUUGAGGCCACAAGAAUGCCGUGCGCGAUUUUCGUCCGAUAAAGCAAGAUUGAAUCUUUCAAACGAGGUCUUUUGUGCUUCUGUACAAGCACGAGGUACUGUGACAGGAAUUGGCGGUCCGUUGAUAUGCAAUAUGGAAGGACGUUACACUAUCGUAGGCGUGGCAGUGUGGCGAGACACUGUGCUUAUAAUGUUGCCUGUCUACGAGUGGGCGAUACGGACAUUAGAAUCCCUGUUCGGCUGAAAAUAGACUAGUUGUUAAGA